AUGUCGGACCCUCUGCUGUACAACAACAGCUCGGACCCUCUGCUGUUCAACAACAUCUCGGACCCUCUGCUGUUCAACAACAUCUCGGACCCUCUGCUCUCGGACCCUCUGCUGUACAACAGCAGCUCGGACCCUCUGCUGUACAACAACAGCUCGGACCCUCUGCUGUUCAACAACAGCUCGGACCCUCUGCUGUUCAACAACAUCUCGGACCCUCUACGAUUUGAAAGCAUGCUUCAGUGUUACUAUUGGCACCUCCGCCAUACAAAUAUGUCCUACCAUCAGGCCAGUGAGGCUUGUCCCAUAUACGACGACGUGUUAGCGUUUUCGUGCGCAUCAAACGACGCCAAAAGACUGGACCUCGCCAGUUUCGAGGAGGUGGAACAAGAUCUAGAUGGGCUGAAGCUAAAGAGAACCAGAACAGGGCUGGAGGAAGCGAAGGCCACGCGUAUACAGAAUCUUCUCAGCAUGUCGGUGGUAGCAAAGAAUCGCAGGGCAACUCUAGAGCGUGUGGAGAAGUUUAUAUCCAACAUUUACUUCACUGAUGUCAACCUCAGAGGGAGACUUUACCCCAAGAAGGCCCCGGUGACGUCCCUCCAUCACCACUGUACAGCUGAAAGGAUCAGAUAUGACCAGGCUGUCAGCAGGGAGUUCAAACCCACACAGGUCGGACACAACUUUGGGAAAACCUGGAGCACACACUGGUUCAAGGUCACACUGGACAUCCCUGAGCACUGGGAGGGGUCAGAGGUCAGGUUCAUCUGGGAUUCCGGGUCAGAGGCCAUGGUGUGGCAGGACGGAGAACCUAUCCAGGGUCUGUCUGGUGACACAUACUCCAGGACUGAUGUCAUACUGACGAAAAGACUGGACAAGACACAACCUCACCAUAUAACCCUGUAUGUAGAGAUGGCAGCUAACGGCAUGUUUGGAGCAGGCCAGGGCACCAUGAUCAGUGCUCCUGACCCCAACAGGACCUUCACCCUGUCCCGCGCUGAGUUAGCUGUGUUAGACAGGGACGUCUACAACCUACUCAUGGACUUUGAAGUCAUCAUCGACAUGGCAAAGCACAUCUCAGAAGAGAACCAGCGUAGUUACCAGGCCCUGUACACAGCCAACCAGAUGGUGAACGUGUGUGACGUCAGGGACAAGUCUACGUACGCACAGGCCAGAGAGAUCGCUCGUAACUUCCUGUCACAGCGGAAUGGUGACUCCCAACAUGUCAUACACGCCAUGGGACACUGCCAUAUUGACUCUGCGUGGCUGUGGCCUUAUGCUGAGACCAUCAGGAAAUGUGGUAGGAGCUGGGCGUCGACCAUCAGGCUCAUGGAGGAAUACCCACAAUUCACCUUCACAUGCUCUCAGGCUCAGCAGUUUGCCUGGGUGAAGCAACAUUACCCCACCUUAUACCAGAAGAUACAGGCUCGGGUAGCAGAGGGACAGUUUAUUCCAGUAGGAGGAACAUGGGUGGAGAUGGAUGGAAACAUUCCCAGUGGAGAGUCAUUUGUUAGACAGUUCUUGUUUGGUCAGAAGUUCUUCAAGAAGGAGUUUGGGGCCUACUGUAAGGAGUUCUGGUUGCCUGACACAUUUGGGUACAGUGCCCAGCUGCCCCAGAUCAUGGCAGGAGCCGGGAUUUACCGCUUCCUCACACAGAAACUCAGCUGGAGCCUCGUCAACAAGUUUCCUCACCACAUGUUUUACUGGGAAGGUUUGGACGGUAGCCGAUGCCUGGCACACUUCCCACCAGCUGACAGCUAUGGCACUGAGGCUAAAACUCAGGACCUUCUGAAGACAGUGAAGAACCACAAAGACAAAGGCAGAGUGAACAACAGUGUGCUGCUGUAUGGACAUGGAGAUGGAGGGGGAGGGCCUACGGAGGACAUGUUGGAGAGACUGAAAAGGCUAACAGAUGUAGACGGACUACCAAGAGUUGCGAUGUCAAGUCCAGACAAGUUCUUCAGCAAAGUUGAGCAGGAGGAGAGCAGUAACCUGUGUACCUGGGUUGGGGAGUUAUAUCUGGAACUGCACCAAGGAACCUUCACUACACAAGCACAGAUCAAGAAGGGGAACAGACAGUGUGAAUUCUUGUUCCAUAAUAUAGAACUGAUGGCAACACUGGCCUGGGUAGCAACCAGGGGCAAGGACACAAACAGGUAUGAGUACCCGUGUGAGCCCCUGGCCCACAUGUGGAGGCUGUUUCUGUUGAACCAGUUCCAUGAUGUGUUACCAGGCAGCUGUAUCAAGGCUGUAGUAGACGAUGCACUGCAGUAUUAUCAAGAAAUUCAGACUUCCGGGUGCAAGCUCUUGGGAGAAGCAACAGAGAGACUGCUCUCUGCAAAGUCUUCUGCAAGUGUUGCAGGGGCAGUCAACACACUAUCCUGGGACAGAGAAGAGCUGUUGGAAAUCCCAGCAGGCCUUGCCUCAAAGAUGAUGAUUGACAGCUCUGUGCCACAACAGGAGUUGGAUGAUGGAACUGUGCUAGUGUGUGCCAGCUGCCCCAGUAUGGGCUAUGCUGCUCUAGAGGCCCCUGAAUCUGACUUGUGGCCAGUGUCUGUGUCAGUGGAUGAACAUCAGGGCUCUGUAGUGCUUGAGAAUGGGUACAUCUCUGCAUCCAUAGACUACAUGGGGAGGGUGACUUCAUUGGGGCUACUGGAAACUGGCAGGGAGGCAAUCGCCCCGGGUUGCCUUGGUAACCAGUUUGUGUUGUUUGACGAUGUCCCCCUGUACUGGGAUGCCUGGGACGUCAUGGACUACCAUCUGGAAACAAGGAAGCCCCUGACAGAUGUCUCACAGCAGGUGCACAUCACGGAGAGUGGUCCCCUCCGUGCAGCUGUCCAGGUGCAGAUCCCCAUCAGUGAUGCCAGCUACAUCAAACAGACCAUCACACUGGACACAGGCAGUAUGGAGCUCAGGUUUCACACUCAGGUUGAGUGGCACGAGAAUCGAAAGUUCCUGAAGGUGGAGUUCCCGUUGCACGUGCGUACUACAGAGGCCACGUAUGAGACAGCGUUUGGACACCUGCGCCGGCCCACACACCAGAACACUUCAUGGGACUGGGCAAGAUAUGAGGUUUGUGGCCACAAGUGGGCAGACCUGUCUGAGUACAACUUUGGAGUGGCCCUCAUGAACGACUGCAAGUACGGGCACUGUGCACAGGGCAAUGUCAUCAGGCUAUCUCUCCUGAAGUCUCCCAAGGCCCCAGACAGUGAGGCAGACAUGGGACAUCACACCUUCACCUAUGCUAUCAUGCCUCACAUGGGAACGUUCCAAGAUGCAGGGGUAAUCCAGGCAGCCUACAGCCUGAACCAGCCCCUCCUGCCUGCACAGCUGCCAGCUGACCCGGACAGCAGGAGUCACAGCUUCUUCACUGUCAGCAACCCUGCUGUCAUUCUAGAAACUGUCAAAAAGGCAGAAGAUCAGGAGAAUGCCAUAGUGCUGAGGUUGUAUGAGUCCUGUGGUGGACAUGGGACAACUGCAGUAUCUUCCACACUACCUAUUACCAGGGUAGACAGGUGUAACCUGUUGGAGGAAGUGGACAGCAGCACUGCCCUACAGUGGGAGGGGGGCAGUGUCCAGCUGUCCUUCACACCUUUUCAGAUCAUCACACUACUGGCAUACCUGUGA
Messenger RNA from Branchiostoma belcheri (Belcher's lancelet), 3621 nucleotides. Its product is annotated as alpha-mannosidase 2C1-like. Lineage: Eukaryota; Metazoa; Chordata; Leptocardii; Amphioxiformes; Branchiostomatidae. The transcript is spliced from 32 exons. Gene Ontology annotation, biological process: oligosaccharide catabolic process; mannose metabolic process. Bases 1 to 3621 code for a protein of 1206 amino acids. Gene Ontology annotation, molecular function: carbohydrate binding; alpha-mannosidase activity. The record is from RefSeq and is a predicted model, not a curated record.